Molecule: messenger RNA, 1077 nt
Organism: Grammomys surdaster
Lineage: Eukaryota; Metazoa; Chordata; Mammalia; Rodentia; Muridae
Product: BPI fold-containing family A member 5
Exons: 9
Coding region: 67-873 (268 amino acids)
Biological process (GO): antimicrobial humoral immune response mediated by antimicrobial peptide; immune response in nasopharyngeal-associated lymphoid tissue; negative regulation of single-species biofilm formation in or on host organism
Molecular function (GO): lipid binding
Source: RefSeq, a predicted model, not a curated record
GCAGAAACAGGUAGAAGAGGAGCCCAGGACGGCCACUGAGACCUUGAGACUCAGACACCAAGAGAGAUGUUUCUAAUUGGGAGCCUCGUUGUCCUCUGUGGGCUGCUGGCCCAGGGCACAGCCCAGCUGGCAGGCCUGCCCUAUCCCCUGGGCCAAGAUCUUCCCAUGUCCAUGGGCCACUGCCGGUCCUUGCAUGUGGGCCAGACCAUGCCCUACUAUGGAGUGCCUCCAGUCGUGUCUACGUAUCCUUCAGAAUAUCUUGCUAGAAACUUCAGAGAUGCUUUCAGACAAGGCCUGCUGUCUGGGGGAAUUCUGAGCUUUCUGGAACACAUACCACUCUUGAACUACGUGAGACCAAGCAAUACUGGUGGCCUGGUUGGGGCGCUUGGAAAAGUGAUUUCAUCAAUCCCUAUCUUGAACAACAUCCUUGACAUAAAAGUCACUAAUCCCCAGCUACUGGAAAUCGGUCUUGUGCAGAGCUAUGAUUUCCACCGCCUCUAUGUCACCAUCCCACUGGGCUUUGAUCUCAAAGUGAACACACUGUUGGUUGGAAAUCUGUUGGAGCUGUCUGUGAAGCUGGAUGUCACUGCAGAAGUCUAUGCUGUGAGAGAUACUUACGGGAGGAGCCGUCUGGUCAUUGGUGACUGUAUUUACCCUCCUGGCAGCUUGCGUAUCUCCUUGCUUAAUAGACUUGGUCCCCUGCAAAACCUUAUAGACAGCCUCACAGACAUCUUAACUAGAGUCAUUCCUGGCCUGGUGCAGGGUGUGGUGUGUCCUCUGGUCAAUGGGGUUCUCGGCCUCUUGGAUGUCACCCUAGCACAUGAUCUUGCUGAUGUGCUGCUCCGUGGAGUACAAAUUGUCAUUAAGGCCUAAGCCCUCCAAGAAAGCUCUCUGCUGUGAUGAACCAUUUCUUGCUGCUCCAUUCUCUCCCUCCUGCCCAGCUUACAUGGCUCACAGAAGGGAGCUCCAUGUUCUGAAAAAUGGCGUGACCAACUUCACAAGGAAUCUGCUCUCCUCCUUUCUCAGGCUUGAUGGAUAUUCCAUGUUCAUCAUUAAAUAAAAUGCUUCUUCCUCUAC